GAUUUGAAUACGACCGGCUUUCUAACGGUCACACUGUUGUGGCCCAAACCCAUCACAGUGUUGCCACAUCGCUGCUGUCGCCCGGUGACAACGUUUUGACUUCCCUUAUGUGUUUAUUUUAUGCAGCCUCUCCUUUGGUGUCAUCUUCCAUAGCCUCUCCGCUCGAGCGCGUCGCGUGUUAAUUAAUAUAUUUACCAUUUUCCAUGUUUUGACUUCGUUUCCUCUUCGUCCAAACUACGCUUUCCACCUCCGACAAGUUUUUCCGCCCUCCGGAAAAAUGCUAAAACCAUUUUACUGUCUGUUUUUGUUUGUGCUACCGCUGCUGCUGCUGCCGCUCUUCCAGUACGCCGGCGGCGAGAGGACGCACUGCAGCCGCCUGAGCCGGGCGGACAUAGAGAAGCGACUGUCCACCAAGACGCCGUACCGGUCGGUUGCCAAUUUCGACGAGACGCCGCCGCAGUACGCGGGUUGCCACCCGACGCGAAUUUGGUCCAUCAUCCGCCAUGGAACCCGGAAUCCCAGCGAGUCUGUUAUCCUCCAAGCUCAAAAUCGCUUGGAGGAAAUCAAGACUCUGAUACUGGAGCAAUCCCACCCGAAUCUUUGUUCUGAAGAUGUGGAAAAACUACGUCGUUGGAGCUGGAAACACCUAAAUGCCAGCGAAGAUGAAAAGUUACUAGUGGCGGAAGGCGAGGAUGAACUAAUAAACCUGGCGGAGCGAAUGCAAAACCGUUUCCCAUCUGUCCUGCCGGAUAUAUACAGUCCGGAGUGGUAUUAUUUCAAGUACACGGCGACGCAAAGGACCUUAAAGAGUGCGCAAAGCUUCGCCACAGGCCUAUUCGGACGCCAUCGGAUUCAUACUGUCCAAUAUCCGCCACCAAUGCACAAGGAUCCUGUUUUACGGUUCUAUAAGCGCUGUGGCAGGUGGCAAACUGACGUCGAUAAGAAUCCCGAAACAUUGGUUAACGCACGCCGAUUCCUUGCGGAGCCGCCGAUGCAGUCAGCAGUGGAGCAGUUGCGGACCAGCACAGGUCUAUCAGAUCUCCGGACAAAGGAUGUGCAGCUUAUGUUUACGGUGUGUGCCUUUGAAACGGCCUGGCAUCGUCGACGUGACAACACCCGAAACGCUGAUUCGGUGUGGUGCAGCUUCUUCGAUUUGGCCUCCCUGGAUGCGUUGGAGUUCUUCGAGGAUCUGGAGUACUACUGGAACGAUGGCUACGGCUACGAACUGACCCAUCGCAUUGCCUGUCCGGCAAUCGCAGAUAUGUUUGAAGCCAUCGGUUCCGUGAAGAAAGAGGGCGAGGAAAAUCAACUGCCAGGCAGGGCCAAUGCCACACUUUAUUUUACGCACUCGGGCACGCUGCUGAAACUGCUGGCACAUCUGGGACUGGCCCGGGACGAGAAGCCGCUGACGCACAAGCACUUUACCAGCGAACGUCGAUGGCGCACAAGCCAGAUCGAUGCCUUCGCGACCAACUUGGCCUUUCUGCGCUACGAUUGCGACAAGAAGGAGCCGCAGGUCCUGGUUUUGCACCAAGAGCGUGUGGUGCGCCUGCCCAAGUGUCCGCAGGACAAGGACCUCUGCCCGCUAUCCACGUUGCGUCGCAUUUACGCCAACAGCGUGGAGAAUUGUGACUUUGAGGAGCUGUGCCGCGUGACGGCUACUGUGGAGUGAGAAGCUGCUGUUUAUUGCUGAAUACCGUUGCUGUUCUGCUGCAAGACCAUGGAAGGAUUCGUCGAAAUGUUUGGGAUACACCUGUUACGAUUAGUUUGAAAUUUGAUGCUGCGAUGGGGCUGGAGUUUGUGGAAGAUCUAGCUAAGGUUAGUUUAAGUAAGCGAUUGAGAAAGUGUAGAGAUGUAGAGAGAAGAGAGAGAAGUUGAUCAGUCAUUGGAGAGGACAGCGUGUUGAGUGUUGCGAGUCGAAAUCUGUGUGUUUUGUAUGCCUUAUUAUUCAAUGUGGACCAUCCAAUCCAGAGCAAAGCGAACUUCGGACGGGCGAGCGCGUGAGACUGAGCGCGCUAGAGCUAGAGAAGGUGCAGACGGGGAGGGAGCGUGUCACGCUUUAUAUGCAUAUAUAUAUCUUAAUCUAUAUAGACUCCCUCUGCUGUAAAAGAUUUCUACUAAUUAAUCUUGAUUUCUUACCCCCAUUUUUGUUGUUAUUCAUAUUAUAUGCCCCUUAACCUUCCUAAUCCUAAGCCUAAAUUGAAAGCCAAGCUCCAGCUAAACGGCAAUGCAUAGUGUACAUAUAUACAUACUGAUGUCUUAGAUUAUAAAUAAUUAUAAUGU
This is a messenger RNA of Drosophila serrata, 2283 nucleotides long. RefSeq names its product Multiple inositol polyphosphate phosphatase 2 (gene Mipp2). Gene Ontology annotation, molecular function: inositol phosphate phosphatase activity; acid phosphatase activity. The record is from RefSeq and is a predicted model, not a curated record. NCBI's taxonomy places the organism in Eukaryota, Metazoa, Arthropoda, Insecta, Diptera, Drosophilidae.